AUGUUUCUUCGUUUAGGUUUAAAACCAAAUAAUCUUCAACGUUUUACCUCAUUUUAUCGUUCUCGUUCAGAACAUGUAAUCGGUAUUCGUCGUGAAGAUCAAUCACCAUGGGAACGUCGUGCUCCAUUAGCACCUGAACAGGUUCGAACACUUAUAAAAGAUCAUAAUAUAAAAGUUCUUAUUCAACCAUCAAAUCGUCGUGCUUUUCCACUAUCAUCAUAUGCUGAUGCAGGUGCUAUUGUUACAGAAGAUUUAAGUGAAGCAUCAGCUAUAAUUGGUGUUAAACAAGUUCCUGUCGAUUUAUUAUUACCAAAUAAAACUUAUAUCAUGUUUUCACAUACACAUAAAGCACAAGUCGAUAAUAUGCCAUUAUUAGAUGCAUGUUUAGAAAAAAAAAUAACAAUCAUUGAUUAUGAAAAACUUGUUGAUGACAGAGGUGUUCGUUUAGUUGCAUUUGGAAAAUAUGCUGGAUUUGUUGGAAUGAUUAAUAUUUUACAUGGACUUGGCUUAAGAUUUCUUGCACUUGGUCAUCAUACACCAUUUAUCCAUAUUGCUCCAGUACAUAAUUAUCGAAAUGGCGAACAAGCUCGAAUGGCCAUUCGAGAUGCUGGAUAUGAAAUUGCACUAGGUCUUAUGCCAAAAUCUAUUGGACCAAUAAUUAUUGUUUUUACUGGAGCAGGAAAUGUUUCUCAAGGUGCACAAGAAGUUUUUCGUGAAUUCCCAGUUGAAUAUGUCAAUGCAGAAGCUCUUCCAGAAAUUGCACAACAUGGUGCGACGAAUAAAAUUUAUGGAUGUGUUAUUCUGCGUGAGGAUCAUUUAGUUAAUAAACAAACAGGACAAUAUGAUGAAGAAGAAUAUGUAAAAUAUCCUGAAAGAUAUACAUCAGCAUUUAACACCAAAAUUGCUCCUUAUGCAACAUGUAUCAUUAAUGGAAUUUAUUGGGAAUCAUCUCAACCAAAAUUACUUCGUGUUACUGAUGCAAAUCAAUUAAUAGCUGUACCACCAGAAUGGACACCAAAUGCUUCAAAGCCUGGUUGUCCAACAUUACCUCAUCGACUUUUAGCUAUUUGCGAUAUAACAGCUGAUAAAUAUGGUAGCAUUGAAUUAGUUCAACAUACAACAACUAUUGAUCAUCCAUUUUUAUUGUAUAAUCCUAAAACAGAUACAUCUGUGGAAAAUUUUCAUGGUCCUGGUAUAUUAGUUUGUUCAAUUGAUAAUAUGCCAACACAAUUACCAUUAGAAGCAACUUCUUUUUUUGGUUCAAGAUUACUUCCAUUAAUACCACAAAUACUUCAAUUAGAUGCUACAAAAAAUUUUGAAACACAAACUAAUAUACCUCGUGUUAUUCGAGAUGCAGUUAUAACAGCAAAUGGUCAAUUGACACCAAAGUAUGCUUAUAUAUCAAAACUACGAGAACAGCGCAGAUUAAAAGAAAUGGAAUCAUCAAGUGGAAAACGUAUACUUAUAUUAGGUGCUGGUUUUGUUAGUGGUCCUGUUGUUGAAUAUUUAACACGUAAUGAAAAAGUUCACGUAACAGUUGCUAGUGCAAUCCAACAAGAAGCUGAUCGUCUUGCAUCAACAAAUUCUCGAACAACACCAAUAUUACUUGAUGUAACACGUCGUAAAAAUGAACUUGAUAAAUUAAUAAAAGAUCAUGAUUGUAUUAUUUCACUUUUACCAUUUAAAUUUCAUCCUGAUAUUGCUUCACUAUGUAUAAAACAUCGUCGUCAUAUGGUAACAGCAAGUUAUGUAUCACCAGAAAUGAAAGCUUUACAUGAUGAAGCUCUUGCAGCUGAUGUAACCUUAAUGAAUGAAGUUGGAUUAGAUCCGGGUAUUGAUCAUAUGCUUGCAAUGGAAUUAUUUGAAAUUAUUCGUGAUCAUGGUGGGCGUAUAGAUUCUUAUAUAUCGUAUUGUGGUGGUUUACCAGCUCCGGAAUAUUCUGAUAAUCCUUUAAGAUAUAAAUUUAGUUGGUCACCUCGUGGUGUUCUUACAGCUUUACUUAAUCCAGCCAAAUAUUUAAUGAAAAACAAAAUUGUUCAACUUGAAGGUAAUGGUGGUGUCAUGGAAAAUGGAUGUACAACAGCGAAUUUUCUUCCAGGUUUUAAUCUUGAAUGUUAUCCAAAUCGAGAUAGUACAAAAUAUAUUGAGUCAUUAAAUCUCAAUACAGUACAUACAAUACUUCGAGGAACUUUAAGAUAUAAAGGUUUUUGUCAAAAUGCACUUGGAUUAAUUCGUCUUGGUUUACUUAGUGAUAAACCACAUCCAAGUUUACAAUCUACUGAUAAUCUUACAUGGAAAGAAUUUAUGUGCGAUUUAUUAAAUUUAAAACGUGACACAUCAAUAAAUACACUUCGAUCUACUAUUCUUCAACGAUUACAGAAUGAAAGUCAAUUAGAAACUAUUGAUCAACUUGGUCUUCUCUCUGAAGACAUUCUUGUUGAAAAAUGUUCAAAUCCACUUGAUACGUUAAGUACUUGGUUAGCUAAACGUUUAGCUUUUGAACCCAAUGAACGUGAUGUUGUUAUUCUUCAUCAUCAAGUUGGUGUUACAUGGCCAUCAGGAUCAAAAGAAAAAAGGGAAUUAAAAACAAUAGAAAUGGUUGUUUAUGGUGACCGAAAAUAUUCUGCUAUGGCAAAAACAGUUGGUUUACCAACUGCUAUCGCUGCUCGAAUGCUUGUUGACAAUGAAAUUUCUGAUCGUGGUAUUGUUGUACCAGUUAAACGUACAAUUUAUCAGCCAAUUUUACAUGAACUUAAACGUGAAGGAAUUUCAUGGACCGAAAAAACAAUUAAACAAUAA
This is a messenger RNA of Rotaria sordida, 2799 nucleotides long. The record is from the annotation of a GenBank genome assembly. NCBI's taxonomy places the organism in Eukaryota, Metazoa, Rotifera, Eurotatoria, Philodinida, Philodinidae.